UGCACAAAUAGCAUCUUUGCAGAAAACAUAUUAGCAUGAUGAUUCACUUGCAUUAGUGUUCUUCUGUUAAAUUUUAACUGUUAUUGUGAACUUGUUAAUUUGCUAAUUGUUCUUGUGUUGUUGUUCUGUUGUUCUUCUGUUAUCUUUAAUUUUUUUUUUGUUUUUGUUGUGAUUUUCUGUUCUUGGUUUAAGCUGUUCUUUGGUUUGGGUAUUCUUCACUUUCCUCUACAAUACAAAUGGCGAAUGGUAUCACGCACGAGCCUUCUCCUUCCAUGCUCGUGUACCGGUUUAACGCCUUACUUCCAAAGCGCCAAGGCUACCUCAAGGCUUUCUCUACCGAAGAAAUUGUUCGGACGUAUGGGCUAUUGUUGUCAGAACUCACCUCCACUGUGAAUCCCAUCAUUACCGAUCUCACUAUCAUUGCCGGCCAGCAGACGAAACACGCCAAGGGCAUCGCCGAUGCCAUUUGCAACCGGAUUCUUGAGGUGCCUGCUGAUAAAAAACUUCCUUCUCUCUAUCUUCUGGACAGUAUUGUGAAGAAUUUUGGCCAGGAAUAUGUUAAACACUUCUCUUUACGUCUACCUCAAGUUUACUGCGAAGCAUACAGGCAGGUCCAGCCCAAUCUGCAUUCUGUUCUGCAACGUCUCUUUGGUACCUGGUCAAAGAUCUUCCCUCCCUCUGUCCUAAGCAAUAUUGAAGCUCAAUUGCAAUCUUCACCAGCAGUUAAUAAUCAACAACCCUUUGCUAAUCACCUUGGGGCAUAUGAUUUUCGUAGACCGAUUCUUGGGGCACAUGUUAUUAAACCACAAUCCUUGCAGCAGAUGGAACACUCUAGUUCAAUUAUGGAUAAUGUUGGUGGUGAUAGGUUGGACUCAACGGGAACUGUAGGUAAUACAAGAGAAGGAGGGUUGGAUGAAUGGCAGCAAAAGAGAUUUUCUAGUGAUGGUUGGAACAUAUUUCAAACUUCUAAGACUUGUAAUCUCAAUGAUGAACAACAACGUCAAAGUCCAAGAGCUCUUAUUGAGGCAUAUGGUUGUGACAAAGGCCAUGAAAUUCCUAGUACUAAGCUUUUGUUGGUGGAGCAGCAUCCUGGCAGAAAUGGUUUAGGGAGCAAGUUUCCAUUGGCAUCAUGGCAGGACACUGAAGAAGAGGAGUUUGAUUGGAAAGAUAUGAAUCCAGGAUUAGUAGACUGUAGUAGAAACAGCAGUUCUAUGCAAUCAAGUGUUAGAUUCUCCAGGAAAAGGAAGUUAUCUAAUGAUCUAUCUAAUUCUUCACAGUACCCCUUCAAUAUGGGGGCUGCUCCCCCUGCUUUCAAUGCUCAUGCUACUCGUCCUUCCGGCUUGAAUCCAGCAUUUCCAUUGCAAAAACGUCCUAGGAGUCUGUUUGAACCAAUAAACGUUAAUAAUAACACCAAUGUGGGUCAUGGUCCAAAUAGAACUCUGUUUAUGCAUGACCAGUUGCCUAAUCAACCUGGACCAAUUUCCUCUAACCUGCAAAAUCAUGGACAAGCACCUCAACUACAGUUUCUUCCACCUCAAGUUCCAUCUUCAACACAAAUUAGUCAUGGGAGCUCUUUGCAAGGACAUGGUGCCUCAAUAAGUAUGCCCAUCUCAAAUCCAUUACCUGAUAUGCAGGGCCAAAGUUUGCAUUUACAUGGGGGAACCUUGCCACCUUUACGUCCAAGCCUCCCAACUGCUCCAUCACAAAUAAUGUCUCAUCCCCAUGGCGAUGAUUCGGUGACAAGUCAACCACCACCUGCAUAUCUUGAUUUGAUUAGUUCACUAGUGAACCACGGUGUGAUCUCGGUAACCAAUCCACCCACCGGACUGGAUUCCAUUGGGACGGAGUUCGAUCCAGAUAUCUUGAAGGUUCGUCAUGAAGGUGUAAUCAGUGCCUUAUACGGUGAUCUUCCUAGACAAUGCACGAGCUGCGGUCUCCGAUUCAAAAGGCAAGAUGAACACAGUAGACAUAUGGAUUGGCAUGUGACUAGGAACCGAAUGUCAAAAAGCCGGAAGCAGAAGGGGUCUCAAAAGUGGUUUGCAAGUGGGAGCCUGUGGCUAAGUGGUGCAGAGGCUUCGGGAAAGGAAUCGAUUCCGGGGUCGUUGGUUCCCGAGGAGACAGGGGAAAUGAAAGCCAUGGACAGACAUCAACUAGGGCCCAUUGUUCAUUCCAAAUGCAGAUCUGACUCUGACUCUACUAUGCCUUCAACCAACAGUGAAGCUACCAAGAGAGUAGUAAGAGAAAAAGAAUGCGGGUCGACCAAACAUCAGUUUUGUGCACCCUUAAUUAGGACUUACUAAUACUUUUUAGGGUAUAGUUGCGCUAGUAGUGUUCCCAAUUUCUUGCCGUCAAAUACUGUUAGUUGCUGUUGCUAGUUCUCUAUUAUUGUUCCGGUGGGAGACCCCGCUGUAGAUUUCAUUUAUCAGUAAAAUCACAUUCACAUUACAUUACUGUAUCAUUUAAUUCAUUGAAUUUAAUAAAACCCUGCGUUCCAACAA
Molecule: messenger RNA, 2498 nt
Organism: Arachis ipaensis
Lineage: Eukaryota; Viridiplantae; Streptophyta; Magnoliopsida; Fabales; Fabaceae
Source: RefSeq, a predicted model, not a curated record